Gekko japonicus is the source of this 1491-nucleotide messenger RNA. RefSeq names its product ciliogenesis associated TTC17 interacting protein (gene CATIP). Lineage: Eukaryota; Metazoa; Chordata; Lepidosauria; Squamata; Gekkonidae. Gene Ontology annotation, biological process: cilium organization; actin filament polymerization. The record is from RefSeq and is a predicted model, not a curated record. The transcript has 12 exons. The coding region runs from base 1 to 1491 and encodes 496 amino acids.
AUGGCCAUGGUGAUGGAGGCCGUUAGAGAGGCAAUCAGCACUAGUGGGAACAUGGGGUGCAAAAGUCAAGCUUUGGCAGACACAAUGAUAAGCAACACUGUUGGCUUGCACCACUCACAUCUGCUUGCCUGGAGGGCUGAGCCACUGGUCUUCCUGAAGGUCAGCUGGCCCCUCUUCAACUACCCAGCCCUGGACUCCGAGGAAGCCGCCACCUACGAGGAGCUGGUCAAGGCCCUCAUGGACCACUUCGCUCCGAGACCGUCCAAGAUGGCAUUGCGCAUGGACUUCUUUCAUGGCCGACGUUUUCAGAAUUCCUCCCUACAAGCCUUUAGAAGGUAUACCUAUUCCAUGGCUUCUGGGCAUCUGCAGCCUACAGUGCAAGUGGCAAACUCAUUGGAGAUAGCAAAAGAGACGCCAAUACAGAAAGUCCCAAAUGCAAGCAAGAGUGCCAUAGAGUUCCUUUCACUCAUUGGAACAGAUGAGAUCCAGCCCUGCCUUUUUGAAGAGUCACUUGUUGCCGUCUCAGAGAAUGGCCAGAGAAUAGGAACAUUCUCCAUCUCGGUGAAGAGGUCCCGCUAUUCACUAGAUGAGGGGUAUGAAGAAGACUGCUACCUGGUCCAUGCAAGAAGCAAAGGGACUGUUGAUGGCGUGCCCUGCACAACCUCCAUUACAGGUUAUGUAACAAAGAAUCUAGAGACACUGGAGCAGCACACAGAGGAAAGCGUGAGGUUCAGGGAGCAUCCAGUGGAAACCAGAACCCAUGUGGUGAAACACCAAGGCCAGACUGUUGUGACAAAAACUAUUAUUGAAAGAGAUGAAGAGAUCCAUGUCAGCAGCUCUUCUUAUAAAUGUGAACUCCUCCAAGGCCUAGUCGCAGAAUCUGCCAACCUCCUGGUGUUGCGGGUGAUGGCCAGGAGGCAGGCUGUACCAGAGAAUGCCAUUUUCCUGUCGUUUGACAGUGACCAUCACGUCUGUACCUCCACCUAUAGGGCCUUGGGUUUCCAGAAACAGCAGGUAAAGAAGGAAGAGGUGGACGUGUUUGUGAUCGAGAGAGCCGUGCAUUCCAUAGAAGGGGUCCCUCUGGGCUGGCAGUUCUGCUUCCUGUCCGAUGGGCAUUUGUCCCGUCGUGUCCAGGUUGGGUCCCCAGUCAUCAUGUUGAUCGAGCAGGUGCCCAUUCUGAUUGAAAUAGAUAAACCAGACCCUCAUCCAAUCUUUGAGAAAAUACCCCUGGACUGGGAGGAGGAUAUGGAGUUGUACUCCCAAUUCUUAGAUAGAAAGGAAGAGUUGCAAGCAAGCCACGCCACCUAUGCACGGCGCCAUCCAGAGCUCAGUAACUUGCUGGCAGACUUCUUGCAGUUGUUGCUCCUUCGCAAGCCAGAUGAUGUGGUCACCUUUGCAGCUGAGUACUUUGCCCCCUUUUCAGUCCAGAACCCUCCAUGUCGGUCCUUUCAAUCAUCUGACAAGCCUAGUCCCUUUCGCAGCCAUGUCUGA